Molecule: messenger RNA, 7260 nt
Organism: Lethenteron reissneri (Far Eastern brook lamprey)
Lineage: Eukaryota; Metazoa; Chordata; Hyperoartia; Petromyzontiformes; Petromyzontidae
Product: voltage-dependent T-type calcium channel subunit alpha-1H-like
Biological process (GO): positive regulation of calcium ion-dependent exocytosis; calcium ion import; calcium ion transmembrane transport
Cellular component (GO): neuron projection; plasma membrane; voltage-gated calcium channel complex
Molecular function (GO): low voltage-gated calcium channel activity; voltage-gated sodium channel activity
Source: RefSeq, a predicted model, not a curated record
AUGACACCGAGGGUCGCUCUGCACUUGACGGCCCGGGAACUCAACGGCAGGCGGGGAGACACGUUGGAGCAUAGUAUAGUACAACUAUGUGCGUUGUGUGCGUGGCGUCGUAGCAUCCUCGGGAUGCAUCUCUUCGGCUGCAAGUUCAGCGUGAAGACGGAGAGUGGGGACACGGUCCCCGACCGCAAAAACUUCGACUCGCUCCUUUGGGCCAUCGUGACCGUCUUCCAGAUCCUGACGCAGGAGGACUGGAACGUGGUGCUCUACCACGGCAUGGCCUCCUCCUCACCCUGGGCCGCGCUCUACUUCAUCGCGCUCAUGACAUUCGGAAACUACGUCCUCUUCAACCUCCUCGUGGCCAUCCUGGUGGAGGGCUUUCAGGCCGAGGGAGACGCGAGUCGCUCCGACUCGGACGACGACGUGGGCGGCUCGGCGUUGGACGAGGAGGGGGACUCAGCUAAAGGGCUCCCAGUGUUGGCCUCAAAUGGUCACGCGGACCCCAAAGGGGUGGGGGGGCCGGCCCCCACGGACGCCGCCUCUUCUCCCGUUGGGGAGCCGUGGCACCACGUCGUCCUCGACGCUUCCGCGUGCAUUGUCGGCGAAGGAAUCUCGGGGGGCCCCGGGGUUCUCGUGGGGGCGGCUGUCCUUGUCGCAGGCCCGGGGCCCCGAGCAGCCCGCAGGUCGAGUGGGUCGCGAGGGGGGGCCGGGUCCCCCCGCCGCCAGGGGGAGCGCCGCUCGCUGCUCUCGCCGGACGACGGCGACGACCACGAGUUCAUCGACGCGCCGGGGGCGGCGAGCGGCGGGGACGAGGGCGCGGGGGCGAGGGAGGGGGCGAGGGAGGAGGCGCGCGGCGGUGCGCGUGGCCCUGCACCGGCCCGCACUGCCGCUGCCCCUGCUCAUGCCCGUGGCGCUGCACCUGUCUCUGCCCGACUGCAAUGGGAAGACACCCCCCCAUGGCUCGGCCAACAUGCGCCGCCAGACCCCCUGGAUGAUAUUGACGAUCGCUGGUGGUUCCGGCUGGGCCGCCGCCUCCAGCGCCACCGGCCGCGCUGCUGCGUGGUGCGCGCGGAUUGGUCGCUCUACGUGUUCCACCCGCACAACCGGUUCCGCUGGGUGUGCCGCAAGAUCAUCGCGCACAAGGUGUUUGACCACGUGGUGCUGCUCUUCAUCUUCCUCAACUGCAUCACCAUCGCGCUGGAGCGGCCCGACAUCCCCAGCUACAGCGCCGAGCGCGUCUUCCUCACUGUCUCCAACUACAUCUUCACCGCCGCCUUCGUCACCGAGAUGGCUAUUAAGGUGACGGCGCUGGGCCUGGCGCUGGGGGAUGGCGCGUACCUGCGCAGCUCGUGGAACCUGCUGGACGGGCUCCUGGUCCUCGUCUCCGCCGUGGACAUUGUCGUGUCCCUCGCCUCGUCGGGAGGCGCGCGCAUCCUGGGUAUCCUGCGCGUGCUCCGGCUCCUGCGCACCCUGCGGCCCCUGCGAGUGAUCAGCCGCGCGCCGGGCCUGAAGCUCGUGGUGGAGACGCUGAUCACGUCAUUGAAGCCGAUUGGGAACAUCGUCCUCAUCUGCUGCGCCUUUUUCAUCAUCUUCGGCAUCCUGGGGGUACAGCUCUUCAAGGGGAAGUUCUACUUCUGCGAGGGGACGGACACCCGGAACAUCACGAGCCGUGCUGACUGCGCGCGUGCGCACUACCGUUGGGUGCGCCGCAAGUACAACUUUGACAACCUGGGGCAGGCGCUCAUGUCCCUGUUCGUGCUGGCCUCGAAGGACGGCUGGGUGAACAUCAUGUACGACGGCCUGGACGCCGUGGGUGAGAAUUUGCAGCCCGUGCGGAACCACAACCCGUGGAUGCUGCUCUACUUCAUCUCCUUCCUGCUGCUCGUCAGCUUCUUCGUGCUCAACAUGUUCGUGGGCGUCGUGGUGGAGAACUUCCACAAGUGCCGGCAGCACCAGGAGGCCGAGGAGACGCGGCUCCGCGAGGAGAAGCGACUCCGCCGGGCAGAGAAACGGAGGCGCAACGGAAAGGACGCGGGGGGGAGACGCGCUAAGCAGGGCGCUCACAAAAACCAUAAAGAAGCGCAGCAGAAGCCGUACUACGCUGACUACUCGCGCACUCGCAUGCUCGUUCACGGCGCGUGCACGUCCAGCUACCUGGACCUCUUCAUCACCGUGGUCAUCGGCCUCAACGUCGUCACCAUGGCCAUGGAGCACUACGACCAGCCCAGGUCGCUGGAGGAGGCGCUCAAGUACUGCAACUAUUUCUUCACGACGGUGUUCGUGCUGGAGGCGGCCUUCAAGCUCGUGGCGUUUGGCAUACGAAGAUACUUCAAGGACAGGUGGAACCAGCUGGAUCUCGGCAUCGUGCUGCUGUCCAUCAUGGGCAUCACGCUGGAGGAGAUCGAGAUGAAUGCAUCGCUGCCCAUCAACCCGACCAUCAUGCGCAUCAUGCGCGUACUGCGCAUCGCCCGCGUGCUCAAGCUCUUGAAGACAGCCACAGGGAUGCGCUCCCUCAUCGACACCGUGGUGCAGGCGCUGCCACAGGUGGGGAACCUUGGCCUCCUCUUCCUGUUGCUCUUCUUCAUCUACGCGGCCCUGGGGGUCGAGCUGUUUGGCCGCCUGAUCUGUGACGACGAGACCCCGUGCGAGGGCCUUACCCGUCACGCGACCUUCGAAAACUUCGGCAUGGCCUUCCUCACGCUGUUCCGCGUGUCCACGGGCGACAACUGGAAUGGCAUCAUGAAGGACACGCUGCGAGAGUGCGGGGCCGGGCUCCCCGCGGAGCCCCCGGGCUGCGUGGCGCACCUCCCGCUCAUCUCGCCCGUCUACUUCGUGACGUUCGUGCUCACGGCGCAGUUCGUGCUCGUGAACGUGGUGGUGGCCGUGCUCAUGAAGCACCUGGAGGAGAGCAACCAGGACGACGACGAUGACGAUGUGGAUGGAGACACCACGGAGGGCGAGGGGGGCCCCCUCGGGCCCGAAAGGGACCCGCGCAGGGAGGCCCCCUCCCCGACGCCGCGGGGAACGGGAAGCCGGUCCCCCCGGCGGCACAGCGCUGACACCGGGUGGUCCCAGUGGGGGCAGGGGGCCGAGGGGGAGCGCGUCUCCCUGGGCGGGUCCCCCUCGUGGCGGCCGGGGACCCGGCUGCGGUUCUCGUCGGACCUGUCGCUGGUGAUGGUGGACGCAGUGGAUGCCGAGUUGCUGCUCAUGGACAACCUGUCGGGCUCCGUGUGCCGCUCCUACGGCCUGAGCUCCACCCAGGGACCGCCCGGCUCCCCGAAGAUCCCAUUGGCCGAGAUGGAGGCGCUGUCCGUGACCUCCGACCUGUCGGAGCGAUCGUGGUCCCCGGAGCCGCAGCGCCGCCGCUCGGCGCCGUCCCCUCCAUCGUCAUCGUCGUCGCCCUCCGCGUCCUCGCCGCCCCCUGCCCCCUCGCCGCUGCUUCCCCGGGGGCCCGCACGGCGGCCUCUCGGCGCUGGAGAGACCCCGGUGGCACGGGGAGGUGACUUGGUCCCUGUGCCCAACGCUGGGCAAGGGGAGAGUCGGCUCGCGAGUCACGGCGACUCACAUCGGCGAACGCGACACGGGGCCCCCGGGACCCCCUGCCCAGCCACGGCCACAGGCCCUGCCGCACUUCCUGUGUCUGAGCCAAGCCCGGAGUGGACGUGCCCCCCACGUCCAUCAGAGAGGCCAGACCCCAUGGGGGCCGCCGAGACGGGGUCCCAGGAGAACGUGGGGAUGAGGUCCCUUUCUUCGUAUCUGUGGGGACGCGGGUCACGCCAGUCCACCUCCCGCGACUCCACCGCGCCCUCUCCGCUGCCCCCACGCCACUGCUGCCUCCCGCCGAGGGUCCGUGCCGGUGGGGCUGCCGUGGGCCCCGCGGGUCCCAGGGGGACGCGGCCGGGUCCAGCGGAGGCUGCAGCUGCUGACGCGGAGCCCGGGGAGGAGGAGGAUGGAGGCGCGGUUCGUGCCGGCACCAGGGGAUCGUGCGGACGGCGAGGGGCAGCAGUGGGGGGCAGCGAGGAGAGGGAGCGGCAUGGGGGCCCGAGGGCCCGGGGGCAUUUGGGAUCAGGCGCCACGGAGCGGACAGUGGGGCCGGGGUCAGAUCCACCGUGCCUAUCGGCACCCAGGCGGCCGAGAUGAUGAAGAUGACGGUGAUGGUGACGCUGAUGGUAAAGAUGAUGAUAGUUUUAGUGUUUUCUUAAACAGUUGCUGAGCACAGGCCCAACAUGUCAAGUGGUCAGCAACAAACAACACUAUCGAUGUUAUAAUAAACACGUUAUGGUGAAGAUGAUGGUGGAAUUGAUGAAGAUGAUGGUGCAAUGGUAGAAUUCAUGGUAUUUCUUUCGUGGAAAAUAAUGCUGGUAACAUGAUGGUGAAAUGUAUUUGGCGAUGGUUGAAAUGAUGGUAGAUUUGAUAGUUAAAUAAUGAAGUCCAUGGCGAAGUCAAUCUUAAAGACAUGGUGAAGAUCUGCCAUCCGCAGGAGCUGUGUGCGAGACUCUGGUGCUGCCCUCGAUGGGGCUCGGACUGCGGGUUGCGAUGUGCACGCGGCUUCACAAAGACGCGCACUGGGAGAGGAGGGCCCAGAGCCCCUUGGCCAACUCACCAACCGCUUACCACAACUCACCAACCGCUUACCACAACUCACCAACCGCUUACCACAACUCACCAACCGCUUACCACAACUCACCAACCGCUUACCACAACUCACCAACCGCUUACCACAACUCACCAACCGCUUACCACAACUCACCAACCGCUUACCACAACUCACCAACCGCUUACCACAACUCACCAACCGCUUACCACAACUCACCAACCGCUUACCACAACUCACCAACCGCUUACCACAACUCGCCAACCGCUUACCACAACUCACCAACCGCUUACCACAACUCACCAACCGCUUACCACAACUCACCAACCGCUUACCACAACUCACCAACCGCUUACCACAACUCACCAACCGCUUACCACAACUCACCAACCGCUUACCACAACUCACCAACCGCUUACCACAACUGGACACCGCCCACCCGCCACGCAUGGAACACAGCUGCCGCAACUCCUCUUUCCUUCCUUGUCACAACGUCAACAACAACCACUCAGUCCCCAGGCUCCCCAGGACGUGUUGCCAUGAGUGUCCGCCCCCUUUUACGCAGAGCAAGCCCGGACAUCUUUCUCAGUCCGCUUCGGUCUAUCAGAACCACUUUGCAGUUCACUGUAAUAAUACAUUUGAACACAUUUCCACCACAAGAUCUCGGUACAAAUUCUUUCCUGUUGGACGAACACAGCUGAUGCCGAUUCCUCGACUGUCCGGGUCAAACCUGGACGGAUGGCGACCCCAGUACCAGCCCUUGACCCCCUCAAAACCUGACCUCUCAGAUCCCGUGGCAUUUCUACCCAGGCCCCUGGCAGUGCACCCCUCCUCCCCUUCCUCCAUAACGAUGAGGCAGAGGGCCAUUUAAGGGGGCAAGUUGUGUCCACGCAGCCCCGCGGCUUCUUGUGUGCACGUGGUUGGUACCCAUAGCUCCCCUGUGUAACUGAGCACGCUAUCUACACACACGUGCACACGUUGAGUUGCGAGCGCGCGUGAAUAUACACAAAGUGCGGUUUUGUAUGUGUUCUCUCAAGCUGAUUUAUUGAACAAAGAUGCGAUGUGUCAGUUUCUCCGAGACACCAACGUUACCACGCGUGUUUGCGUUUAUCGGCGGAGUUGCAAUGCAAUGUAGUGAGGGUUGAUGAACUUCUGUCAUGGGAUGGCUGCACUGUAAUACUCAUCUUCUCGACAGACCUGUUCUCCACCUGAGGACGGCUGCUUGCGUUGUGGCCGAAACGUCGUGAGAAUUAUUUUAUUAUGUUUAAAUUUUAUUACUUUAUUAUUUCCAUUCUACGUGACUUUACCGAAAGAACCAAGAAGAAUACUCAUCUAGCUAAGGAGGCAUGGAAGAGGCCGGGGUUUCUGUUCCGUGCCAAAGCAUCUAAUUCAGAACGAUGACUACAUCGCUACACAGAGCGCAGUUGCUAGAGCUGCGACACAGAGGACACAUUCGUCCCAAGUUUAAAUCCUGUUCUCAUAUCUGGGGGGAGCACCCACUUGAUAUAAUUCAGAGGAAGUCAUCAGUCCGGGCGAAUGAUGAUCCGGAACUGAUUAAUCUCAGUCACCUCACCAGCUGUUGGUCGCCUCCCUAUCCCUACCACCAUGAUCCACGUGAACUUCGCUGCUGUAUUCAUCCGCCCAUGUUCAGGGCUCGGUCCACCACUGUGCUCAACUGCCACCACACUGCAGGUCACAACACACUCGCCACACUUCUCUGGAAUAAACCCUGAAGAGUGCGCACACAACGGGGAGGAGGUGCACGCUUGGAACGACCCCGGCAGCAGCGUCGGCAUGUUGACGAGAGCGCGCACACAGACGAGGGUGAACUGCGGCAUUCAAGCCGCGGGUGGCCUUGGGCAGGCGCCACGGCGAGAAGGGGCCAUGUCACGAUGCAUCUUCGUCCAGGCAGUGGCGGCGAACACAACAGCUCUGGCCCAGCACCGUGGAGGAGGCAGCCAGGGUUGUUGGAUCACACAAAUGUUGUGCAAUCCUCUUCCCUGUGGGCGUCGAGGUGCAGCAAGGAAGUGUGGACCCCACCUGCUUCCAUCCGCAGGAGAGCGCUGCUCCCCACAGCAGGUCAUGCACUGGGGUUCCCAGGGCAUGGGGGUUCCCAGGGCACUGGGGCUCCCUCCCACGUGUAAACACUCAUUAAUUGGCCGAAAACAUCUUCGUAUAACAAGGGUCGCAGAGCUUGUGGCGAGGGGGGUAUAAAUGGCCAGUUCUCCGCCUUCCCGCUCGUUCCUCCUCCCCCCUGGCGCCUCUCCUUGAGCGCUGUGCACCGUGGCCCCGAGCCCGACUCAGAUGUCAUCCGAGGCCAGCGUAGCACGGUUUGGUACAGCAAAUAGCAAGUGGAAAACAACAUAUACCGUAAGGGUCCCGCGCUGGCGCGGCUCGGAUGUGCCAGUGGGAAAGGGGCCGAGAACCCAACCCGCUGAGACCCGCGGUGCCCCUCGACCCCCUGCGAGACCCUCGAACUCCCGUGAGCCGCUGCGAGUUCCCUCAAGCUCCAGAUCGUCCCCGUGAACCCCGAGACGUCGUGCAGCCACCUGAGUGCCCGCGAGCGGAACGGCCCUGCCACGAUGCGAGGUAAACCCUCCGGUCUGGCAACGCGUCACUUCUACCCCCCGUGAUCUCGUGAGACUUGGCCUGCGGUUCGUGACUCCGGA